This is a messenger RNA of Rubroshorea leprosula, 2643 nucleotides long. Lineage: Eukaryota; Viridiplantae; Streptophyta; Magnoliopsida; Malvales; Dipterocarpaceae. The record is from the annotation of a GenBank genome assembly.
GCAGCUCUGACUUACCUUCGAUCGCAUGAUCUUCUAAUCUUCGGCCAUGGCAUCAUCUUCAAUCCAAUCGGAAGAAGGGGUUGUUGGGAAGGAUCUAGAGAAUGGACUGGUGAGUCCCAAACAGGCUCAAAACCCUCUCAUGGAACCGUCACCGACGCCAUCGCCGUCCUCAACGGCAACGGCUCCAGCUCUUGUCCUUUCCAAUUCCGGCAAACGGAUGGAUCAGGCAGGUAAAAAGAAGUAUCUGAAGCAAGUAACUGGGCGCCACAACGACACUGGCCUGCACUUGGCAGCACAGCAGGGUGAUCUAGCAGCUGUGAAGCUGAUUCUUGACGACAUCCACACACAGAUGAUGGGGACUUUGAGUGGGGCAGACUUUGAUUCAGAGGUUGCGGAGGUUCAGGCGUCAAUUGUGAAUGAGGUCAAUGAGUUGGGGGCAACAGCCUUGUUCACGGCUGUGGAGAAGGGGCAUCUUGAUGUUGUCAAGGAGUUGUUGAAGUACUCAAAUAAGGAAACUCUUACUAAGAAAAAUAGGUCUGGGUUUGAUCCCUUGCAUAUUGCAGCGUUUCAUGGACAUCACGCUAUCGUCCAAGUUCUGCUAGAUCAUGACCCCAGUUUAAGCCACACAUUUGGCCCGUCAAAUGCAACCCCUCUUAUAUCAGCAGCUACCCAAGGACAUACAGCAGUAGUCAAUGAGCUACUGUCAAAAGAUGAUAGCUUGUUAGAGAGUUGUAGAUCCAAUGGGAAAAAUGCAUUGCACCUAGCUGCUCGACAGGGGCAUGUAGAUAUUGUAAGAGCAUUGCUAUGCAAAGAUCCACAAUUGGCAAGGAGGACUGACAAGAAAGGACAGACUGCAUUGCAUAUGGCUGUGAAAGGGCAGAGUUGUGAGGUAGUCAAAUUGCUUCUUGACGCAGUUGCUGCAAUUGUAAUGCUUCCAGACAAGUUUGGUAGCACAGCUUUACAUGUAGCUACCAGGAAAAAGAGAGUGGAGAUAGUGAAUGAGUUGUUGUCCCUUCCUGACACCAAUGUUAAUGCACUAAAUAGAGAUCACAAAACAGCUCUUGACAUAGCUGAAGAGCUGCCUGAAUCUGCAGACUCCUCUAAUUUAAAGGAAUGCCUUCAUCACUAUGGUGCUGUCAGAGCUAAUGACCUGAACCAACCAAGGGAUGAGUUGAGGAACACGGUGACACAAAUUAAGAAUGAUGUUCAUACCCAGCUUGAACAAACAAAAAGAACCAACAAGAAUGUCCAUAAUAUCUCGAAGGAGCUCAGAAAACUUCAUCGGGAGGGAAUUAACAAUGCCACUAAUUCAGUGACAGUGGUGGCUGUUCUAUUUGCAACUGUUGCUUUUGCAGCUAUUUUUACAGUGCCUGGUGGGGAUAAUAAUGAUGAUGGGUCGGCAGUAGUUGUGAGUUCUGCUUCAUUCAGAAUAUUUUUCAUCUUCAAUGCCAUUGCACUCUUUACAUCUUUGGCAGUUGUGGUUGUACAAAUCACAUUGGUUAGGGGUGAGACAAAAGCAGAGAGACGAGUGGUAAAAGUGAUUAACAAGUUGAUGUGGCUGGCUUCUGUGUGUACUUCAGUGGCAUUUAUGGCCUCAUCAUAUAUAGUGGUUGGGCGGCAUCAUGUAUGGGCUGCAAUUUUGGUUACAGUUGUGGGUGGUGUUAUCAUGGCUGGAGUUCUUGGCACCAUGACUUACUAUGUGGUGAGGUCCAAGAGGAUUCAGUCAAUGAGGAAGAAAGGGAAGCCAAGGAGGAGCGGUUCCAACUCAUGGGGUCAUUCUGAAUUCUCUAACUCAGAAGUUGAAGUUGAGACAAUGUAUGCCCUUUGAUGUGGGAAUCUGUGGCUUUUGGAAAUAUUUAGGAAUGUAGAGAUUAUAAAUGGUUCUGUUUAUGCCAAACAUGGGGAUAUAAUUAAGAACAGUGCCUUUUGACUCUGGACAUUGGCAAAUUUGAAUUGCUAACUCAAAGAAUGCAUAUGGUGAAAGGAGUACGAAGGGAGGCUGCUUGUUUACUUACUUGGUGAACGCUGUUCUUCGUUGGCCAAAGGCAUGAGAUUGUACUUCUAGAGUUUUGAUUCAGAGAGACAUUUACCUUAUUCAGGCAGCCUGAUAUCAUGAAGCUAGAAUAAAACAAUAAAACAAUAUUGCUGGACCUUCUAAUGUUUACAGAACAACUUUUAUUAUGCUUUGGAGAUUAUGCUCAGCCAGCCUCUUGCAUCACCGCCCUGGAUCCUGGUCGAUAUACUCCAAGUUUCUGACCAUUCAGCUGCUUCACACCUUUAUAUAGGCAGUAUCUACUCUCAUUAUUAAGCUUAGCCUUGAAAUGUUUGAACAAUCUUGUUGCUGUCACUGAAUAGUAUAUGCCCUCCAUGGUUGGCUGUUGUACUUCAAUUGUGACUCUCUGAACUCAUUUACAUAUAGCAUUAUUGGCAUUAUUGCCUCUAUGGAAUCCCAUUUCCUAUGGUUAUGAAUUUGAAUUUGUUUUGUGUAGAGAAUUUUCAUUUUUCCUUCUCCCUAAUAUAUGUAUGGCCGUGUUGUUGUAACCUGCUCUAGUUUGAAUGUCUUGGUUCCUGUCGACAGAGUGUACUCGUGGAAUUAGUCUGUAAAAUUAUAUUAUACUCAUUUCAUAAAUUUAAAACAAUAUU